AACCGUGCAAGGCGCUGCCGCCGGGAACGGUGCGUGGUUCUCGGCGCUCCCGGACCCCGGUGCGCCGUUCCCGGUUCCGCCAUGGCACGGAGGAGGCGCGUCCCGCCGGGCCGGUGCCGUCCCGCAGUUAAAGCUGGAGGUAUGAGAGUGUCUAAAAAGCAAGAAUAUGGACGUGUUGAAAAAACUGCUAAACCUCCAGGAAAAGAAAAGUCAAGUGCUAUUGUCAGUCUUUCAAAACCUCAGAACAUGGGUGUCUUGGUAGCAGAAGCACUGAGCAAAAUGAGCCACAAAAUUCAUGCAGCAGCAUUACAAGUGGCUCACCAAAAGCCACAGCCUACCUUGGAGAAGUUCAUACUGCCUAAAAGAAUUUACAUUAUUCAACAGCCACGGAAAUGUUAAGAUACUCGUUAAAAUAUUCAUUUACUGAAAAACUUAUGAUUCUUCUUAUACAUAUUGUAAGUCUCGCUUUGCAGCCAUCUCGUGUUUCCUGAAAUGAAUCACAGGGAUGAUAAGGUAAGUCAACUGCUUCAUGAUUUCCCAAGUGUGAAUAUACAGUGC
Molecule: messenger RNA, 558 nt
Organism: Myiozetetes cayanensis
Lineage: Eukaryota; Metazoa; Chordata; Aves; Passeriformes; Tyrannidae
Gene: DAPL1
Product: death associated protein like 1
Exons: 5
Coding region: 82-399 (105 amino acids)
Biological process (GO): cellular response to amino acid starvation; negative regulation of autophagy; apoptotic signaling pathway
Molecular function (GO): death domain binding
Source: RefSeq, a predicted model, not a curated record